Molecule: messenger RNA, 303 nt
Organism: Aspergillus steynii IBT 23096
Lineage: Eukaryota; Fungi; Ascomycota; Eurotiomycetes; Eurotiales; Aspergillaceae
Exons: 2
Coding region: 1-303 (100 amino acids)
Source: RefSeq, a predicted model, not a curated record
AUGCCUCGUCCUCAGCUCGCCAAUGUCAAUCUAGACGAGCACUCGCCGUUCAUGCGGCCAGUCCUCCGCUUCAUCGACGCCCACUACAUUAAAAUUAUCGUCGUGUACCUCAUAAUCCACGUGCUCGGAUUCACGAUCGGCUGUCGGUGUCUGUUCGAAGUUGAUUCUUGUCGCUAUUACGAGGGGUUCCUGCGAGCUCUGACAGGGAUUCUGAUCAAUCUUUGUAUCGUGGUCGCUGCUGUGUCGAAGUAUCGGCAGGCGAGGGUUUCGCGGUGGAGGGAGGAUGGUCAAUUGGCUAGUUAG